AUGUUUUGUUUUAGUGGAUCAACCGGAAAGCCCAAAGGCGUCGUGCAUACCCAGCUUGGUUACCUGUUGUACGCAUACGCGACGUUUCGUUACGUUUUCGAUUACCAUGACAGAGACGUACAUUUCUGUACAGCUGAUCUCGGUUGGAUUACUGGACACACGUAUGUUCUGUAUGGCCCUCUGGCUAACGGAUGCACUUGUGUUUUGUUCGAAGGUAUUCCUACCCAUCCAAAUCCUGAUCGCUAUUGGUCGAUCAUCGAUAAGUACAAAGUUACGAAAUUUUACACGGCACCGACGGCCAUCAGACAUUUGAUGAGGUACGGCGAUCACUGGGUGAAUAGCCAUCGUAUGGAUUCGCUGCAGAUACUUGGAUCUGUGGGCGAGACGUUUAAUCCGGAAGCUUGGCUGUGGUAUUACAAAGUAGUGGGACGGGGCCGGUGCUCGAUCGUCGACACUUACUGGCAGACGGAAACAGGCGGUCAUGUUGUCACUCCUUUACCGGGAUGUAUGGAAAUGAAGCCUGGUGCGGUAGGAUUUCCGUUUUUUGGCAUUAAAGUUGCUCUUCUUACCGAUGACGGAAAAGAGAUUGAAGGCGUGGGCGAAGGAUAUCUGGUUCUAAAAGCCCCUUGGCCAGGAAUGAUGCGCACGCUCUACCAAAACCAGCAGGCUUUUGAAGACACCUAUUUCACCACGUUUCCUGGCUGCUUCACUUGUGGCGAUGGUGGAAAGCGUGACAAAGAUGGAUUUCUGUGGAUCACCGGCAGAGUCGAUGAUAUGAUGAAUGUUUCAGGGCAUUUGGUUUCCAAUGCGGAGAUAGAAUCUGCUGUCGUUGCUCAUCCAGGAGUUGCAGAAGCUGCAGUUGUGGCGGCACCGCACAGUAUCAAAGGGCAGAUACCAUAUUGCUUCGUCAUACUCAAAAACGGUUACAGUUUCACGGACGAGUUGGUCAGAGAGAUAAAAAACGAAGUUCGCAGUAAGAUUGGCCCCGUCGCUGUCCCGGAGGUGUUUCAGCGAGCUGAAGGGCUACCAAAGACUCGUUCUGGCAAGAUCAUGCGUCGCGUUUUGCGCAAAAUAGCCGUCGGCGAGACCGAAUACUUUGGCGACCUGUCGACGCUGGCUGAGGAGCAUGUAAUUCAUGACCUCGUUCACGACCGCAGCAACAUAAAAAUCGACUAA
This is a messenger RNA of Soboliphyme baturini, 1176 nucleotides long. The record is from the annotation of a GenBank genome assembly. Lineage: Eukaryota; Metazoa; Nematoda; Enoplea; Dioctophymatida; Soboliphymatidae.